This is a messenger RNA of Cuscuta europaea, 2111 nucleotides long. The record is from the annotation of a GenBank genome assembly. Lineage: Eukaryota; Viridiplantae; Streptophyta; Magnoliopsida; Solanales; Convolvulaceae.
CAAUUUUGAGGAGUCUAUUCUCCUAUGCACCUACUUCCACCUUUCACAUUGUGUUUGUUGAAGAUGCUCUUACUUUGUAAAAAGACUGCAUAGUUGACUUAAGAACAGUAGUAGCCAUACGUGUAUAUGACUAUAUUCCACUGUAGCCUUAGCAAUUAGCAAAUGAUAGAUCUUGAAUUUUGUCAUCCAAGCAAGAAGAAAUCUUGAAGACAAAUGAAGAUAGCGAUUCUCUACUCCUUCCUCUUCCUGCUACUUCUACUGCUAUUCACCUCCGAGUCGCUAUCAUCAUCUCCUCCGGCAGUAUGUAUACUCGGCAGCGGGAUCGGCGGCUCCUCUGUGGCACAUUUCCUGCGAACCUAUUCCAAUCCAUCUCAAGUGGGUUCGAUAAAAAUAUUUGAACGACAUGGUGUCGUCGGCGGCCGCAUGGCCACGGUCACAGUCUCCGGAGACACUUUUGAGGCCGGUGGCUCCAUUCUCCAUCCAAAGAACUACCAUGCUUUGAACUUCACAAACUACUUGAACCUCAAAGUAAAAAAGGCCUCAUCGUCGGAAUCCGAUUCUUCUUUUGGCAUUUGGGACGGCAGUAAGUUCCUGUUCAAAACACUGCCUUCAAACUCCAAACUCCCGAUUCUUCAAAAGAUCGUGUCUUUCGCCAAUUCGGUCCUCAUUUUUCUUAGAUAUGGGUUCUCACUCUUUCGGAUGGAAGAUUUCGUCGAGGUGCUGCAUAAUUUGUUCACUUCGUUCCCUCUGUAAACUAAUAAAUCGACAUUUUUAGAUCAAUUGUUACACAUUUAGUGCUUGAAUAGUAUGCUUACUUUCUCAACAGGGAACUGUGAAUAAAUUCUUGAAGUUCUAUGAAAGAGUUGAGUCUAGGCCGGUGUUCGAGGAUGUAGAGGAAAUGCUUAAAUGGUCGGGGUUGUACAAUUUGACAACACGAACAUUGGAAGAAGAGUUGACUGAUGCUGGCUUAUCUACUACCCUUAUUCAAGAACUUGUCACCGUUAUCACUAGAAUCAAUUAUGGGCAAAGUGUCACUAUGAGUGGUCUUGCUGGUGCAGUUUCAUUGGCUGGAUCUGGAGGAGGUUUAUGGUCAGUUGAAGGGGGAAAUUGGCAGAUGGCGGCUGGAUUAAUCAAUCGUUCAAAUGUUGAAUUGCACCUUGGUGAAGAAAUAGAUUCAGUCUAUUAUUCAGGAAAACAAUAUGAACUCAAGACAACAAAGGGGAAGAGUUACUUUUGUGAAGUUGUGGUGGUUGCUACACCCUUGGAUGAAUUGAAUAUUCACUUUGUACCUGGAAUCACAAUCCCUGAUAGGAGAUUACAGCACACACAUACAACGUUCAUUAGGGGUCUCUUAAAUCUUUCUUAUUUUGGUUUGAGGUCAUUAUCAGAUCUUCCAGAAUUGGUUGGCACAAUAGAGACUUCUGAAGUUCCAUUUUCAAGCAUCUCGGUUCUCAAACGGUACAGCGAGCAUGAUAUGACUUACAAACUAUUCUCACGGAGUUACAUGGAAGAUGAUUUAUUGGAAAAAAUCUUUAGUGUGAGAAACGAGACGAUCAAAAUUGACUGGGGUGCAUAUCCCGUCUUUCAUGCCCAUGAGGUAUUUGCGCCACUUAUUUUGGACGGCCAGCAUCUGUACUAUGUGAAUGCUUUUGAGAAUGCAGCGAGCACAAUGGAGACUAGUGCUGUAUCAGCUGAAAACAUAGCACGCCUUAUCCUCUCCAGACUUGAAAUUGAAGCACUCAGCUCUGUCCCUGAAAGCUUUAGUGAUGCAUUCAAGAUGCAUUCUGAACUGUAAGCUGGAAAUGGUUCCACCCAUAGUUGUCAAUGGCUAGAUAUGGUGCACGACUGCGCGCCAUAUGCGCCAUUGCCAUGCGCCAUGUAAAAUACCUCUCCGCCAUGGCGAUCACCAUGCACCAUGACAAGCUUGGUUCCACCCUACAUACAUCUUUUUGUUCUUGUGGGGACUUCGCUACAUUUAGUGGAUUAUGCAUGAAGCUGCAUACUAACACAUGUGUGUGUAUAUAUAUUAUAUCCUAAUAUAUAUGAGAAUGUAUGGAGGAAAAACAGAUCAUAAUGAAAAGUUUAUUAAUGGUGCCUAGCCAAAAACGUGA